Messenger RNA from Coniophora puteana RWD-64-598 SS2, 1131 nucleotides. RefSeq lists its product as uncharacterized. The record is from RefSeq and is a predicted model, not a curated record. NCBI's taxonomy places the organism in Eukaryota, Fungi, Basidiomycota, Agaricomycetes, Boletales, Coniophoraceae. Gene Ontology annotation, cellular component: membrane. Bases 1 to 1131 code for a protein of 376 amino acids. The transcript has 8 exons.
AUGGCGACCAUCGUCCUCUUCGUCCCGUUCACCUUCAGCCUCACCCUCACAUACAGGUCCGACAUAUCCCGCACCUUCCGCGCGAUCCUCACCGCCAUCCCCAUCGCCCUCUACCUCUUCGCGCUCGGCUACAUCCCGCUCCCCUCCGGCCCGAGCUACACGCUCCUCGCCGCUACGACCGCGCGCAUCGUCGUCGUGGGCACGAUCAUCCUCGGCCUCAUAUCGGGUAUCGGCGCUGUGAGCGGCGCAUGGGCUGCUAUCGGGCAGAAGACGGCCGUGCCGACCGCGUCGUCCAUCGCGGCUGCUGAGGUGUCGCUCGAACGCGUGCGCGAGGAUCUGAGGACCCGCGGCGCGGAGAUGCACACGUAUACAGCGUCAAGUACCGACGCAGACGCGAACAGCUCGUGGUUCGCCCGCGCCUUCAAGCGCGACAGCAAUCUUAGCGCAAUGCAGCAAGAAGUGAUCGGCCUCGAAGCGCUCGAGGGGCAGAUGGUUUCACGCGUACAGCACCUCAAACAAGCGCGCGAGGCCGCCGCGUACGCGCAGUCUCUCCGCGGCAGACUGCUCAGCCGCGCGUGGGCGGUAUACUGCGCGUGCCGGGUGUGCAGCUCCCUCAUCAACAUAUUCUUCCCGCAAACCUCGCCUUCGAACACGGAGACGACAAGCCCGUCCUCGUACGGCGACAUCGUCGCGCACGCGCUCGCGUACCUCCUCUCGCUCCUCCCCGCCGUCUCGCACCGCGCGGGCGAGCUCGACGUCGCGGGCCUGUCGCGCCAGAUCAGUCUCGCGCUCGUGGGCGUGAUCAUCCUGAGCAGUCUGCGCGUCGUGCUGCGGGGCGUCACGCGGCUCUGCCGCACGACAUCGCGCUCGCUCUCCGCCUCGCUCAUGCUCCUCGUCAUCGCACAGCUCAUGGGCAUAUACCUCCUCUCGACGCUCGUCCAGCUACGCAACAUGUUCCCGCCGUCGUCGUCGAGCGGCGGCGGCAGCGACGCGCAGACGAACGUGUUCGCAACGCUGCCCGCGUACGCGCUCUUUGGCGGCCUGUUCGACUGGGCGUUUCUCCUCGCCGCGGGUGCGUGCGCGGGCACGCGCUGGGCGGGGGGAUGGUGGGCUGGGGAGGAUGAUUUGUAG